Messenger RNA from Bathycoccus prasinos, 1080 nucleotides. RefSeq lists its product with no specific name. NCBI's taxonomy places the organism in Eukaryota, Viridiplantae, Chlorophyta, Mamiellophyceae, Mamiellales, Bathycoccaceae. The coding region runs from base 1 to 1080 and encodes 359 amino acids. The record is from RefSeq and is a predicted model, not a curated record. The transcript has a single exon.
AUGAACGUGGUCUUCGAACCGGUCGGGAUAGGCGAAUAUUUGGAGAACUUUAAGAACAACAGCAACACCAACACCAACAAUUUAUAUACUUCGGACGACGAGAGAGAGGAGGAGCGUUUGACGACGACAACAAAAGAUGAAGACAAAGAGGAGAAAAAAUUCAAAAUUGGACAGCAAAAUCAACAUCUGGAAGCGGAAUUCUACGCGCUCAAAGUCCGGAACGAAGUCCUCGAACAAUCACUCAGCGCCUUACAGACGAAGGAAAACGUGAUGUCGAUUGAACUGGAGCAUUUUAUGCGAGAGCGAGUAGAAAGAGAUGCGGUUAUUGAGCGGUUGAAGAUGGAAUUGGAAACGUCUUGCUCCAACACCAUUCGAAAGGAGGAGGAGAGGAAAGCUUUGUUACGCGAGAUGACGAAGAAGUUAAAGAAGAUGAAGAAAGCGAAGAAGAGGACUUUUGAGGAAAGUUUACGUUUGCUGGAGAAAGCGACGAGCGCGUUGGAGUUGGCGAAGGCAGAGAACGAGUCGUUACGCGCGAAGCUGAAAGAAGAGAAAACUUUGAAGACGACGACGAAGAAGAAGAAGAAGACAAAGAAGAAAGAGACCGAGCAAAAGCGGCGAAGAAGAGAGCGUCUUCGGACGACGACGCCUUUGCCGGAAACGCCACAGUUCGCGAAGCAGUUUUGGAGCUAUAGAAACGACGAGAGGAGACGAUUGCACGAGGAAAAUAAGGUGCACCAUCAUUCGCUUCAGUUUUCGGAUGACGACGACGAUGACUCUGAUUCCGACGACGACGACUUCUACUCGGACGAGGACACCUCCUCCUCGGAGGAAGAAUCAUCAUCGUCGUCAUCAGAAUCAUCAUCAUCAGCCUCAGAAGAAGAUGAUGACGACGACGAAGAAGAAUACCAACGCGACGCCACCAACAACACCAGUUAUUCCUCCAUCGACGAACUCCUCGACCGAUCCGUCGUUCUGAACACGCGCUUGGAAGCUUUAGAACGACGAGCGAGAAACUUAGUCGCACUCGAAAACGCAAAACCCUCGGCGAAAGCCGACAGAGAUGAUAAAACUACCGAGUGA